AUGCUGUCGCCGAAUAGCAAGAAGAGUGACAAGAACUCGAAAGCGCAGAAGAUCUUGGGAACUACUGACAUUCCCAUCCAACAUAAUCGCAACAACUCCCGAGAAGACAAGAAGCGCGGGAGACGACCGAGCUUUAUGAGAGCCCCCGAAAUCAAAUCGAACAAGGGUGGCAGUUUCGUGCCUUUCCCCACGGCCACACCAGAUGCAGGGCUAUCUUCCCCUCACCUUCGCGUACGAGCAUCCUCACCUCUUCUGGGACAUGAAUACCAUUCGCAUGACAAUUCACCGCCGCCACUUCCCAAGUCAUCGAAGAACAUUCACCACUCCGGUUCUUCGUCGACUCUCUACUCAUACUUCAGCCGUCGGGAUUCUACCAACGACUCGAACACGAACGGCAAUGGGUCGACCAAGGACCUCGGCCGGGCAAGCAGCAGUCACUCUCAACAGUCGAACACCGAUCCAAGAAUAAGCAUGAAGCCAUCCAAGGGCGGGAUGAAGGAGUCUAAGCGGAAAAUGCGUCCACCCAGGAUUGACCUUUCGUUGUUGUUCCCCAAGCCCAAACCCGCUGCCGCUCCCCUUUUAUCCCCGCAACGCAUGAUGAGCUCUCCUUCUCCAGUCUCAGUCGUCUCCGAACUCCCCACGGCCGUGAAAAAGCCUGAUGAUACCCAAGCCGGAAUCAAAACGACAGCGACAAACACCCUCUCCGACACUCUCGUCCCUCCUCCAAGCCAUGCCAAACAGCACAAAAAUAGAGCUUCUUCGGUAUUUUCCGAAGUCAAGUUCCGCGAUUGGCUCGAUCCCUCGCUUGAAAGGUCAGUGAGGACGAGCGAAAUGGACCUGGCUUUAGAUAAAUAUGCCGACACCCAGCAAACCCCCAAACCCUCCAAUGCAAGCAUCAGGAGUCGAGACCAACUGCACUCAAGCCAUUCGAACAAAUCUGCAGAUAGGACAGCCGGCAGAAUGUCGUCCAAUCGCUCCGAAGGGGGCUGGAGUAAGGAGACUUACUUAUCUCCCAAGACUCGCCCUCGUCAGAUGUCCAACCGCAGCUCGAAUGCGCCAGAUUGGCAAUCCGACCGAUGUGAAAACCGUCCGUCUGAAAAGGGCUCGAUGUCGAAGAAGAGUAGCAAGAGCACGCUGAGGAACACCGAUCUCAACAUUUCCAGUGUUCUUUGCCUUUCUUCAUCAGAGAGUGAAGACGACGAUGAUUACCUGACCAAGGAACGAGUCGCUGCGGAUCACUCCUCCAGAGACAGUGUCACUACCUACGGUGAAUUCGAGCCCGAGAUUUGCACGGCCUCUGCGGCACAAGCCACAAGAGGACCGCCAUUGAAGCGAGUCGAUGCAGCCCUUGCGGCCGUCGAUCAAAGGUCAAGGUCGACGAAGAGAAAUACCGUCCGACGAAUGCCUUCAAAAGCUUCGACCGAGAAAUCGUCCUACACAGGUCCGCGAAGCCGGUCGCGUCGAUCGAGUGGGAUACCCACGAUCUCUGAGCCUGAGGCACCACAACAAGAUGAUUGGUUCUUUCCCCCACCACCUUCCCCAUCGACAAGGGAGAUUAAUCGGAGGAGCCGAAUCAUCACAGUGACCAGACAAGAAGAACAUCUUCUGGAAGCGAUGAGAUUGAGAAAAGGGAAGAUUACCCCAAGCCUCUACCAAGAGGCGCGCUAUAAUGGCAACAGUCGAGGUGUUGAUCCCGAGCAAGCGUCCAUGCUUUCAGCGCCAUCGAGGGAUUCUUUCUAUGGCGGUGACACCUCUUUCCUGCGUCUUAGCCCCGGGUUUCCACCUUACCUACAACGGGCAGACCAAGGUGCAAACCUUGACAACUCUGCUUCCCAAGGCGCUGCUUCUGAUGCCGACCAGAAAACCAUCAACUCGAACGCAUCUAAUAGAGUCAGUCUGGCUUACUCCGAAAGCCUCCCAUCUCCCGCGACCAGCGGGGCGUCUCCUCUGACACCGACCCUUCCCAUCCAUCGUUUCUCUCCUCUACCUUCGCAAAAGCCUCCUCCACGUCAUCCACCUCCUGCUGUCCCGCAUGAGCAACGACGACACUCGCGGCGACGCACAGAUAGCAGCGAGGCUAUCGUUCUAGGCGAAGCCGAAGAUACCAAGGAAAAGGAAGAAUUUCCUAUCUGGGCCUUUGGUAACUGGAAUGAUAGAACCAACUUGACAGCUGUGCAUUAA
This is a messenger RNA of Aspergillus wentii DTO 134E9, 2181 nucleotides long. RefSeq lists its product as uncharacterized. The record is from RefSeq and is a predicted model, not a curated record. Bases 1 to 2181 code for a protein of 726 amino acids. The transcript has a single exon. Lineage: Eukaryota; Fungi; Ascomycota; Eurotiomycetes; Eurotiales; Aspergillaceae.